AUGUCGACCUCAGCUGCUGCCUUCAGAGAGGAAGCCGAGCAACGACAGAAGGAGAUGGAAGGCGAGAGUAGCAGAGACUUGGAGCAACACAUUUUGUCCUGGGUUAUUUCGCAAUGCUUCCCUCAUAGCAGACUUGGGCAGGACGGUCACGGGCUCCGGCCGCCGCUUCCGGAGUUCGACAUCGAUGGGCGGAGCCUGCAGAAGUUGGAAGUGUUCCAUCCGGUUCCAUCCACACUUUUCUCGGGCGAGGAGCUUCAGCUGGAGCGCCAGCACCGCAGCUCAGAAGUGGGGUAUCUUCAGGAGCAGCUGGGGCAGGCCAAGGAAGCGGAAGAGAGGGAGAAGGAAAGGAUCAGCAGCUUGUUGAAGGAGGCCAGGGAUCGGUAUCCGAUGCUGGACAAACCAGUGACAAGCGGCUUCAUGUCUCAAGUCGCUGCGCUCAGCUUCGCCCUCGCCGUCGAGGCCGGUCAUGGCUUUGUGGUCCCUGCACGCACCAACGGCCAGGUGACCGCCGAAGCCGCUCCUUUGCAGUCGACGGCAGCUGCGACAGCCCCGGCGAUGGGAGACAGCACGAUGUACGGCACAGCUAUGGUGGCCACUGCAGCUGCGGGAGUCUUGGCAAGGGGCAAGCGUUCAAAGGUGACCAGGAAGGCCUUGCACGGCAUCAAGUUCCCAUACUCCCUGCAGAAAGACACCCAUGCUGACUUGGAAUUCCUGAACGAUGUGGGCUACUUGCCGGAUGGCACGCCCUUGAACAAGGCUGGCAACUGCAUCAACCAUCCGGAGAUCAUUAUGCCUGAUCCACAUACUCCUGGUUCUCCAUUGCCCAGAGCAGAGUUCACCAACUCAAUUGGGUAUCUCCCCGACGGGACGCCGAUGAAUGCUGCUGGAAAUGCCCUGAACCACCCUGAGACCAUGCAGCCAGACAUGCAUGUUGCAGGAUCGCCCUUGCCAGCUUCAGUGUACUCGGCUGAUGUGGGCUACCUGGCUGACUCCCAUGCUCCUGGUUCGCCGUUGCCAAGGGCCAACUUGCACAACUCAAUUGGCUACCUCGUCGAUGGAACGCCCAUGAAUGCAGCUGGCAAUUGCCUGAACCACCCCGAGACCAUGCAGCCAGACAUGCAUGCUCCUGGCUCGCCUUUGCCAGCUUCAGUGUACUCGGCUGAUGUGGGCUACCUGGUGGAUGGCACAGAUUUGGUGACAGCAGGCAACAAUUCCGUCAGGGGUGUUGCUGCAUCCGCCCCAGCAGCAGCAGCUCCACCAGCUGCAGCGCCCCAGGCAGCCCCUCAGCCAGUGGCAGCAGCAUUCGUGGGAUCCUCCACUCAGACAAGCACCACGUUGCGCAAGCCUGCUGGAUUCCUCUACUCCGUCCAGAAGGACGCCUAUGUGGACCUGACCUUUGGCAAUGAUGUGGGCUACUUGCCAGACGGAACUCCAAUGAACUUGGCCGGGAAUUGCAUGAACCACCCUGAGAGCAUCGGUCCUGAUCCUCAUGCUCCUGGAUCCCCACUGCCUCGCGCCCUUUUCGUGAAUGACGUGGGCUACUUGCCUGAUGGCACACCGAUGAAUGCGGCCGGCAAUGCCAUUAACCAUCCUGAGACCAUGGGACCUGAUCCUCAUUCUCCCGGAUCGCCAUUGCCACCCUCAGCCUAUGCUGCAGACAUCGGAUAUCUUGUUGAUGGCACACCUCUCGACAAGGCUGGCAAUAAUGCUGUGCACUAG
This is a messenger RNA of Durusdinium trenchii, 1719 nucleotides long. The record is from the annotation of a GenBank genome assembly. NCBI's taxonomy places the organism in Eukaryota, Dinophyceae, Suessiales, Symbiodiniaceae.